AUGGGAGAGGAAAACAACCGUGCCCUAAUCGCACUCCACGGUCCAUCACUGCCGACGAAGGGCGCUACAUGCCAAUCUGACGAGUCCAACACCCCAGCGGUCCUGCACUCCGGUACUCUGGCACCUCGAGAUCCACAUCUCGCCACGUCACUCCUGCCCCAUCUUGACCCACCUCCCCAGGCACCCGCAUCCCCCAACCUGUUGCCAGUACAGCCUAUAGCAACCCCUCAAGUGAUCCCCCAGCCCUCCUUGGGGCCGCGGUUGAAAAGACCUCCCAAGACUGAGCCCCACAACACUCCGCCGCAUUCUUGGCCCGGCUCGUCGUCAGCGGUCACUGCCUCAACUUCAGUCUCUGUCCUACGUCACCCCGCCUCCAGGCUUCCUCAAUCGUCUUCACCGCCGUCACCGCUGCAAGGCCGCUUGAGCACUCAUUCCUCACAAAGUUCGCCCAGCAGACAGUCACAACAGUCGCCUCCGUCUGCGGGCAGUCCUCCGUCCCCCUCGUUGCCGAUAAUGUCCUCUCCCGCUACCGUCCCUGAUAAGGAGACGUUGAAGCUCCUCCUCCCGCUCCAAUAUGAUGGGAAGUUGGUGGUCAAAUGCAACCGCUUCAUCUCGCAGUUGCUUAUCUACUGGACAAUCAAUAUGGCCCUCUCUUCCCUCAAGCUGAAAAUCCAGGUUGCCCUCAGUCUCCUUGAUGGAGAUGGAGCAACGACCCCCUUCGCCGACAAAGCAGCCUUCCUUCAAGCAUUCAAGGCCCGCUUCGGCAAUCUUGAUGACGCUGCCGCCGCACAAGUAGAGCUCACCAAGCUCUGUGCUGACAAAACCAUGCGUGAGAAACGCACUGCCGCCGAAUUCUCUGCAUUAUUCAAGGGUCCAGCAGACCGCUCUGGGUAUGGUAACCUGGAGCUCCGCGACAAGUACCUAAGUGGCAUCCCCUCCCGGGUCUACCAAAAGAUCAAGCUCAGGACAUUCACCACGUGGCGAGAAGCUGACACACGUGCCACUGCAGUCGAACAGAUCCUCGAUGUCAGCCAGGCCCGUCGGCCUGAGCUGAACAACUUUUUCUCAGCCCAGGGUCGAGGACACGGUGGGGCACGUGGUGGUGCACCCUCAUCACAUGGAGCUUCGGCCAGCCUCAACGCAGCCAUCGGAAAAGGUGUCACGAGUUGGUACGGCGUCUAG
Messenger RNA from Postia placenta MAD-698-R-SB12, 1182 nucleotides. RefSeq lists its product as hypothetical. The record is from RefSeq and is a predicted model, not a curated record. The transcript is spliced from 4 exons. The coding region runs from base 1 to 1182 and encodes 393 amino acids. Lineage: Eukaryota; Fungi; Basidiomycota; Agaricomycetes; Polyporales; Adustoporiaceae.